Medioppia subpectinata is the source of this 459-nucleotide messenger RNA. NCBI's taxonomy places the organism in Eukaryota, Metazoa, Arthropoda, Arachnida, Sarcoptiformes, Oppiidae. The record is from the annotation of a GenBank genome assembly.
AUGAGUGGCUUAUCGAUGCAACCCUUUUGCCAGUAUAUAGACAUGCGGUCCCUAUUGAUGACCACAAGAGGACAACUAUUAAUGUUAGUAAUCGUAUUGGCGCUGACCUGUUGUGCACAAGAAGUGAUGUCUUCGCCGCGUUGUGUGGCUCUCUGUCACCGAUCGGAAGCCGACUCCCUGUGCAAGAGAUGUAGGUUUAGGGAACCGAUGAGGUUUGGCAAGCGCUCAGACAAACAGUCAGUCUUCAGAGAGCCCAUGAGAUUUGGCAAACGGGUCAACAGUUAUGGAUAUCAACACAAAAGAUCCGUCACUUCAUUGCCAUUACUGAGACUAUUAAUGUCGAGAAUUGAAGACAAGUUGAGUCCCGAUUGAGAAAACACUAAAUAAUUAUUUUAUUUUCAUUGCCAUUCAUAUCAUUAUUAUUUCAUAGAUUUUUAUUUAUACACAUUAUAAACGCAU